Gallus gallus (chicken) is the source of this 3071-nucleotide messenger RNA. RefSeq names its product translocase of inner mitochondrial membrane 21 (gene TIMM21). The transcript has 6 exons. Gene Ontology annotation, biological process: protein import into mitochondrial matrix. Gene Ontology annotation, cellular component: TIM23 mitochondrial import inner membrane translocase complex. The record is from RefSeq and is a predicted model, not a curated record. Bases 1701 to 2684 code for a protein of 327 amino acids. Lineage: Eukaryota; Metazoa; Chordata; Aves; Galliformes; Phasianidae.
GUGCUGGGUGGGGAGCGCCGCGCCCCGCGGCGGGGUAGGGCGCAGCCGCUAGCGGCUACACCUCGUACUGAGUUGGUUUUGAACGGCAAUGAGAGCUCCCCGGCUCGGGGCACCGCGCUGUGUCGGCCGCGGCGAUUUGAACGCUCAGACCGAGGUCUGAGGGUAAGAGUAACGCCGGGCUCUCCGUGGGUUCGGUAUGUACCGGCACGGCAGCUGCGCUGGGGUUACUGAAUGUCGUUGUUGCAGUGCCUCUUACAGAUGCUUCACAGAGAAGGGAAAGCGGGCUCUGAAGUCAUAGAAUCACAGAAUCAUUAAGAUUGGAAAAGACUAAGACCAUCUAGUACAACUGUCAGCCCGCCCCACUGACCACAUCCCUCAGGGCCACAUCCACACGGUUCUGAACACCCCCAGGGACGGUGACCCCACCACCUCCCUGGGCAGCCUGUGCCACUGCCUCACCACUCCUUAUGAGAUGAAAUUCUCCUUAAUAUCCAACCUGAACCUCCCCUGGCACAACUUGAAGCCAUUCCUUCUUAUCCUAUCACUGUUAUAUGGGAAGCCAACCUGCAUCUCACUACAGCCUCGCUUCCAGGAGUUGCAGAGAGCAAUAAGGUCUCCUCCGAGCCUCUUCUUCUCCAGAUGGAACAAAUAUUUGAGUUCAGUCUUAUAGAGCAGUUUGACUCUAUCAGAUUGACUAACUUCUGUUUGCACCAGAAAUUAUUCCCAUGCCUCAUAUCAACACUACAUUCCCUAGGAACCUGGAGCAGAGAUUCUUCUAGAUAUUCGGCAAUCCCAGAUAUGUGAGCAGAUGGGGAGAAGAACUUACAGAGAGCAGUCCUGUGGAGAGGGACAUGGGGGAUCCUGGUGGACAAGAAGCUGUACACAAGCCAGCAGUGUGUGCUUGCCGCUCAGAAUGCCAACUGUGUUCUGGGGUGCAUCAAAAGAGGGGUGGCAGCAGGGAGAGGGAGGGGAUCGUCCCCCUCUGCUCUGCCCUCAGGAGGCCCCAUCUGGAUUACUGUGUCCAGGUGUGGUGCCCAAAGCACAUGAAGGGUAUGGAGCUAUUGGAGCAGGUCCAGAGGAGGGCUGUGAUGAGAGUGCUGGAGCAUCUCUCCUAUGAAGAAAGGCUGAGGGAGCUCAGCUUGUUUAGCUUGGAGAAGAGGAGGCUCUAGGGAGACCUCAUUGUGGCUUUCCAAUACUUCAAAGGAGCUUAAAGGCAGGAAGGGUACUGACUUUUUACAAGGGUUAAUAGCAACAGGAUAAGGGGGAAUAGCUUUACACUAAGAGAACAGAGACUUAGAUGUCAAGAAGAAACUCAGAGGGCGGUGAGGCGCUGGCACAGCUGCCCAGAGAAGCUGUGGUGCCCCAUCCCUGGAGGCGCCCAAGGCCAGUUUGGAUGGGGCCCCGGGCAGCCUGAGCUGCUGGGGGGGCAGCCCUGCCCACGGCACGGGGUGGGGCUGGGUGGGCUUUGAGGGCCCCUCCUACUUAGGCCAUUCUGUGAUUCUGUUUACUGGCUGAAAUACCAAAUACAUUUCUCCCAAAUUUGUGCCCACACACGCAAGACCGUCUGCUACCUGUCUCGCUGGCGGUAACGAAAGAGGGAGCGCAGGAGACCGGGCACACAAGCAGCACCCUGCCAACAGGCUGCAGACAACCAGCAGCGUAGCGGUGGGCUCCGCCCCGGGGCGGGCAGGGCGCUGGGCAUGGCGGGCGCUGUAGUUCCUUCCCGGCAGCUGUCUCCUGUAGCAGGCGUAGGAGGGAGGUCGGUUGAACUACAGCUCCCAGGGGCUGUGAGGAGUCUCUCCCCUCACACCCCGAGAGAUUUCCGCAACAAUGAUGGCGGGGUGCAGCUGUUGGCGAGCGAAGGGCAGUGGGAGCUCCUGAGAGGCGGGAGCGCUUCCCUCCCUUCCUCUGUGUGUGCGCCCCAACGGGGAGCAGAGCCCCGGGAGAAGGGGUGCGGAGGCAACAGCCGAGGAGCACCCCCGCUCAGUAUGCUGCCUGCCUCCCUGGUGCGGGGCUGCGGGCGGCUGCGGGCCCCGCUGGGGCGGUGGCUGCUGGCGGGGCCGUGCGUCAGGUGGCGGCCGCAGCCCCGCGGCGGGGAGUGGGCUGUGAGCCCCGCUGGGCUCCGGCCGGGUGCCGCCAUCUGCACGCGGGCGGGGGGGCUGAGCGCCGGGAAACCCGGCGGGGACGGCAAGCACGUGUCGGUGCGGAGUGAUCAGAAAGAAGAAACUCUUCUGUCUGCUGUUGAGAGAGUGAAAGAAGCUGGAAGAGACUUUACCUACUUGAUUGUGGUGCUUGUUGGAAUUGGUGUUACAGGUGGUUUGUUCUAUGUGAUUUUUAAAGAGCUAUUCUCUUCUUCCAGUCCAAGUAAGAUCUAUGGAGAUGCCUUAGAGAAAUGCAGAUCUCAUCCUGAGGUAAUUGGUGUUUUUGGUGAACCCAUUAAAGGUUAUGGAGAAGCAACGCGAAGAGGAAGACGACAGUUUGUCAGUCACAUUGAAUACGUAAAGGAUGGACUGAAACAUAUGCGCUUGAAGUUCUAUAUUGAGGGCUCUGAACCAGGAAAGCAGGGGACAGUCCAUGUGGAAGUAAAAGAGAAUCCCGAGAGAGGAAGAUUUGAUGUCCGUUACAUAUUUGUGGAUGUUGAUUCCUAUCCUAGAAGAACCAUUGUUGUAGAAGACAACAGAUAGCCAAUGAUCAAAGUUGCUGCCUCAUCUUACUGAGUAUUUAAUGAUACUGGUGUAGCCAGUCUACACAUGAAUUGUUUAGUGUUCUCAAUUAUAUAUUUGGGGCUUUAUAUCUAUGCAGCUUUGGGGUUUUGUUACAGGACGUAACCUCUCAGGGCUUCCAUUACAGUCUUUCAUAACAACAGAUCCAGCAUUUGAGGAGAAACCAAUGAAAAACAGUACAUCCAUUUCUUAGGGAAAUACUUAUGACAUAGGAAAAUGUCUCUUAAUAAACUGUUUAAUGCUGGACAACAUUUCUACACCUAAUAACUGAGGGUUAGCUGGGGAGUUUCUUGUCUUCCUUUGCUUGGAUUUCCUACUAGCUCUACAAUAAAGAAAGUGAUAUUUUAA